Molecule: messenger RNA, 770 nt
Organism: Colletotrichum phormii
Lineage: Eukaryota; Fungi; Ascomycota; Sordariomycetes; Glomerellales; Glomerellaceae
Exons: 1
Source: RefSeq, a predicted model, not a curated record
AGCCGCAUCCUGCAUGGCUGCAAAGAACAUCCAUGCCCUAGAGUGGUGCUAUGUGAUGCGUCUGCCGCAUCUUGGCGUCCUUCCGCGCUCGUCAUGCUGCGAAUUCGAUGGGUGUCCCUGUCUCAACUUGAUGCGGCCACUCUUCUCAGCCUCUACCGCCUGGACCAGCAUGAGGUCGCUGCCCGGGAGUCCUUGACAGAGUUGAAUGGGUUUGAUAGGGGGCUCUUGAUGCCACAGUCGCGAUGCAUUUCGCGUUCCCGCCUACGGAGUAGGUUAACGUGAACACACAUUGACCAUCCUCCAGACACCACCCUCGCACGUUCUCUCCACGACAUGAGAUGGCAUGCUGCACGACACUGUCAAUCGACGCUCGGAUGCAGACAGUUUCCCUGCCAGACGUGCAUGUUUUGACACGGUAACAUGGCUCACGGACGGCGAAUGUCAACCAGAAGCUCUGAAAGCUGUCAGCAAGCUUUCUGACUAGUGGCGCGAGCUGGCAACACGCAAGCCUCAGACUUUUGGGAUCAGCUAGCUACCUACUGUGUUCGCAGCCACGCUUGCACGCUUGCUACCUACGCCAGGCGGACGAAAAGUCAGAGCGUGGCGCCAGCCCAUCGGCUGCUUCCAUCGCUUCCGGCGAUCAUCAUCCCCCCACUGCGGUGACCUUAUUUGCCCUGCUAUCACGCAUCCAGCUGCGGACCCGGAAUGCUUGGACAGAGACGCAUCGCCAGCCGUCGAACCGUGGGAUACUUGCAUGCCUGGGAGCCUCC